Messenger RNA from Cokeromyces recurvatus, 992 nucleotides. RefSeq lists its product as uncharacterized. Bases 55 to 825 code for a protein of 256 amino acids. Lineage: Eukaryota; Fungi; Mucoromycota; Mucoromycetes; Mucorales; Mucoraceae. Gene Ontology annotation, molecular function: hydrolase activity, acting on carbon-nitrogen (but not peptide) bonds. Gene Ontology annotation, biological process: carbohydrate metabolic process. The record is from RefSeq and is a predicted model, not a curated record. The transcript is spliced from 2 exons.
UUUAACAUUAUUCUUUCUCAAUUAAUUCAUUAUAUAUUUAUCUAUAAGUAUAAAAUGCGUGUGCUUGCUCCUCUUAUUACUACUACUCUUCUCUUAACCGCUUCUGCCUAUGCUGCUCCAGUUUCUGUUGAUAGUGGCGCUGGAGGUGAUCUUGCUACUAUCUAUGAACAUUGUAAUAGACCGGGUGUUUUCGCUUUAACCUUUGAUGAUGGACCAUUUCAAUAUUCAUGGGAUUUGGCUCAAUACCUUCAUUCUAGGGGAAUAAAGGCAACAUUUUUUGUUAAUGGAGAUAAUUUCGUUAAAAAUUUUGCUCAAGCAACAACGGCCACCGCAAUUGAUGGUACUAAAUCAUACAUGGAAGUGCUUAAACACUAUCAUGACCUUGGACAUGAGAUUGCUAGUCAUACUUAUGGACAUGUAGUCUUAAGGGGUUUAUCGGAAUCUGAAGUAGAGUAUCAAAUGAAUCAGCAAUCGGAUCUUAUUUAUAGCGCAACAGGAGUAAGACCUGCUCUUAUGAGGCCUCCUGAAGGUGAUCUCGAUGAAACUGCUUCUAGAGUCGUAAGGAGACUUGGUUAUAGCAACAUUUUAUGGGAUGUCGAUACUAAAGAUUAUGAAUUACACGGUUUAGAAUCUGAACAAAAUCUUGUAAGAGAAGUAGUAGAGGCCGAUGUCUCUGGUCAAACUCCUGGUCAUAUCGCCCUUCAACAUGAUGUACAUGAGUCUUCAGCUAAAGAACUUACCCCUUGGUUGAUUGAUUAUAUUAUAUCAAAACGUUAUUCUUUUGUUACUGUUUCUGAUUGUUUGGGUAUCAAUGCAUAUCAGUAGUUAUUUUACGUUUAGUUAGACAGACAAAUCCAUUCAUAUUCAUAUUUUUAAUAUCAUUUUCUACAUUUUUUUUUUCAUUUAUUUAUUAUAUAUUAUACAUAUUCAUUUUUUUUAUGAUUUUGUAACUUUAUCAAUCACAUAAAUAAACAUUUUAUUUAUAGACUACA